This is a messenger RNA of Thyridium curvatum, 1377 nucleotides long. RefSeq lists its product as uncharacterized. The record is from RefSeq and is a predicted model, not a curated record. NCBI's taxonomy places the organism in Eukaryota, Fungi, Ascomycota, Sordariomycetes, Thyridiales, Thyridiaceae. The coding region runs from base 1 to 1377 and encodes 458 amino acids. The transcript is spliced from 4 exons. Gene Ontology annotation, biological process: ergosterol biosynthetic process; acetyl-CoA metabolic process. Gene Ontology annotation, molecular function: hydroxymethylglutaryl-CoA synthase activity.
AUGGCUUCCCGUCCCCAGAACAUUGGCAUCAAGGCCAUUGAGAUCUACUUCCCCAGCCAGUAUGUCGAGCAAUCCGAGCUCGAGAAGUUUGACGGUGCCAGCACUGGCAAGUACACCAUUGGUCUGGGCCAGACCCAGAUGAGCUUCUGCGACGACCGUGAAGACAUCUACUCGUUCGCCCUGACCGCCACCAAGAACCUGCUCGACAAGUACAAGAUCGACACCAACUCCAUUGGACGUCUCGAGGUCGGAACCGAGACCAUCCUCGACAAGUCCAAGUCGGUCAAGUCUGUGCUUAUGCAGCUCUUCGGCGACAACACCAACAUCGAGGGUGUUGACACCAUCAAUGCUUGCUACGGCGGCACCAACGCCUUCUUCAACGCUGUCAACUGGAUCGAGUCGUCUGCCUGGGACGGCCGCGAUGCCAUUGUCAUUGCUGGCGACAUUGCCCUCUAUGCCAAGGGCAACGCUCGUCCCACUGGUGGCGCCGGCGCUGUUGCUAUGCUGGUUGGCCCGGAUGCCCCCGUCGUUGCCGAGCCUGGUCUCCGUGGCACCCACAUGCAGCACGCCUACGACUUCUACAAGCCCGACUUCACCAGCGAGUACCCCUACGUUGAUGGCCACUUCUCGCUCACCUGCUACACCGAGGCUCUCGACUCGGCUUACCGCGCUUACUGUAAGCGCGAGGCCCUCCUCGCCAAGGGUCAGGCCAACGGCCACGCCAACGGCGCCGCCGCUGACGGCAAGACCCCUCUGGACCGCUUCGACUAUCUGACCUUCCACUCUCCCAACUGCAAGCUGGUGGCCAAGUCGUACGGCCGUCUGCUCUACCACGACUUCCUGGCCAACCCCGACAGCCCCGCCUUCGCCGAUGUCCCCCCUGAGUUCCGCGACAUGGACUACAAGAAGUCCCUGACUGACAAGACCGUUGAGAAGACCUUCAUGGCUCUGACCAAGAAGCGCUUCCAGGAGCGUGUCAACCCUGGCAUCCAGGUUGCCACCCUGUGCGGUAACAUGUACUGCGCCAGCGUCUGGGGUGGUCUCGCCAGCUUGAUCGCCCACGUCGACAGCGCUGCGCUUCAGGGCAAGCGCAUCGCGCUUUUCAGCUACGGCUCCGGUCUGGCUGCCAGCUUCUGCUCCUUCCGUGUCAACGGCAGCACCGAGCAGCUGAGCAAGGUCCUCGACCUCCCCAACAGGCUAGCUGCCCGCCGCGCUGUUCCUCCCCAGACCUUUGACGAUAUGUGCGAGCUCCGCAAGAAGGCCCACCUUCAGAAGAACUUCACCCCUGUCGGCGAUGUGUCUACCAUCACUCCUGGCACCUACUACCUCGAGCAGGUCGACGACAUGUUCAAGCGCUCUUACUCGGUCAAGGCCUAA